This is a messenger RNA of Fonsecaea pedrosoi CBS 271.37, 975 nucleotides long. RefSeq lists its product as uncharacterized. The coding region runs from base 1 to 975 and encodes 324 amino acids. The transcript is spliced from 3 exons. The record is from RefSeq and is a predicted model, not a curated record. Gene Ontology annotation, molecular function: oxidoreductase activity. NCBI's taxonomy places the organism in Eukaryota, Fungi, Ascomycota, Eurotiomycetes, Chaetothyriales, Herpotrichiellaceae.
AUGUCUCCCCAAGAGCAGACGGUGUUCCGGUAUACGUCCGGCAGAGGCUUUGACAGGCUGCAAGCAUUCAAAGAGCCUAUCCCCACCAUUGGCGACUAUGAAGUCCUCAUCAAGAUUCACAGCGUCUCCAUCAACUACCGCGACAUUGCCAUAGCCCAUGAGACAUACCCACUCGCGGUCAAGGAUCAGGUUGUGCCGUGCUCCGAUAUGGCGGGCGAGGUUCUUCAGGUCAGCAAGCAGGUGCACGACAUUUCAGUGGGCGACGCUGUCAUCGCUGCAAUCAGUUCUUCAACCUUGUAUGGUCCAGUAAAGGACCAUCAAAACACACUUGGAGGCACCGUAGACGGCGUCCUGAGGGAAUAUAUUGUCCUGCCCGUACAUCAGGUGAUCAAGCUGCCCAAAUCGUCACAUAGCUUGACUGAAUGGUCGGCCACGGUGGGGACGGGAGCAACAAUCUGGAACUGCUUCUAUGGCUGCUUGCCCUUGAAGCCAGGUCAGACAGUCCUCAUUCAAGGAACUGGAGGAGUGGCUUUAACCGCUCUAGUUUUUGCGAAAGCAGCGGGAGCAACCACAAUCAUCACAUCUUCCAGUGAUGAGAAGCUCGCAAAAGUCAAAGCCACAUACGGCGCCGACCACACGAUCAACUACAAGACUCAUCCAGACUGGGCGGCGGAAGUGCGGCGCAUCACCGAUGGCGAGGGAGCAGACCAUGUCAUUGAGAAUGGCGGGAUUGGCACAAUCCGACAGAGCAUUGAGUGCGUGGCAAUGGGCGGCAUCAUAUCCUUGGUCGGCUUUCUCGCCAGCAUCCCACAAGACCAGGUGCCCGAUGUGACAUUAUUGGCCAUUUCCAAGGGGGUUGUACUCCAUGGCAUUCUGGCCGGGUCCAAACAGCAACUCGAGGAAGCCGUGCAGUUCAUUGGUAAACGGAAUCUGACCGUGCCAGUGGGCAGGACCAUACUGGCAAAGUUUGCAUAA